GCGAACGCUACGCGUCAGGAAACAGAAGGCGAGCGUCGACGACGAGCGUCACAUUUCCACGGCGCACCGCGACCUUGCCUCAGCUUUAUUGCGUUUUUCCGUAAGCACCCGUUGUCGUGUGACAAACUGCUCGAGAAACUGUCAAAACGAUCGUGAUAAAAUGUUCUCUUGACUGCAGCCGUGCGGGAUAUUUGUUUUGACAGCAUUCUGUGAUAGAUUCGGUGUGAUAAGAUGAUGAGGAAGGAGAAACGAAUGAUGUCGGUGACGGCAAUCAUACAAGGGGCACAAGCUCAGCAUUGGAGCAGAAGUCUUGGGGGAUUUGGUCCACCCCAUAUGUCCCUAGGCCUAUCACUGGACCAAAACAUCCCGAUGGGCCCUCUGCUCGGUCCACAGUCCCCGCUCGAACUGAAACCGGACGCAUCGAUGCUAUCCGCCGCAGGACAGCCCACAUCAGCCCAAUUCAGCCCCGCGGGCGACCACCCGGGUAGUCCUGGGGGCACGUUUUCAUUGGGGGCGGCAGCGGGAUUGCUCAGCCCCCAGCCGUCUGUACAGGGCGGACAGAAAGGAGGCCAAGGGUCGCCGUAUCCUCCCAACCACCCGUUGAGUGGUUCCAAACAUCUGUGCUCGAUAUGUGGGGAUAGGGCUAGUGGGAAGCAUUAUGGAGUCUACAGCUGUGAAGGUUGCAAAGGAUUUUUCAAAAGGACGGUACGAAAAGAUUUGACAUACGCUUGUAGGGAAGAAAAGAAUUGUAUUAUUGAUAAAAGACAAAGAAAUAGGUGCCAAUACUGCAGAUACCAAAAAUGUCUCGCAAUGGGUAUGAAACGAGAAGCGGUUCAAGAAGAGAGGCAGCGAACGAAAGACAGAGAUACAUCGGAGGUUGAAUCAACGUCCACGUUGCAAGCAGAGAUGCCAAUCGAGAGGCUACUGGAGGCAGAAAAAAGGGUAGAGUUCCCUGAUGUGCCUGAGGGCACCAUAACUAACAUGUUCCAGGCUGCCAACAGACAUCUCAUGCAACUGAUAGAGUGGGCCAAACUAGUGCCCCAUUUCAUGACUCUGCCGAUUACGGACCAAGUGUUAUUGUUGCGAGCUGGCUGGAAUGAGUUGCUCAUUGCGGAGCUAGCUCACAAGUCUAUUAACUCACAGGACUGCAUUUUGCUGCAUAAUAAUAUUACCAUUACCAAAUCAACAGCUCACUCUAUAGGGGUAGGUGUGAUAUAUGAAAGGGUACUAUCAGAAAUUGUAGGAAAAAUGAAAGAAAUGAGGUUGGAUAAGACAGAAUUGGGAUGCUUAAGAGCCAUCAUCCUCUACAAUCCAGAUGUGCGAGGCAUCAAAUCCGUCCAGGAAGUGGCCAUCUACCGCGAAAAGAUCUACGGCGUUCUGGAGGAGUACCUUAGGCGGACGCGGCCUGACGAACCGGGUCGAUUUGCGAAGCUGCUGCUACGUUUGCCCGCCCUCCGAUCAAUCGGCCUCAAAUGCCUCGAACACCUUUUCUUCUUUCGCAUGAUCGGCGAUGUCAGCAUAGACUCAUUCAUCAAGGAAAUGCUCGAACCGCACUCAGAUUCGUAAUGAGAUACGGUUUACGAGAUGUGACAUAGGUAAUAGGUGUUAACAGUCAUACAUUGACAGCUGGCAGUAAAUGCACCAAUGACGCUUCGCAAUGAUAUGAAGCAAAUCUCAUUCCACUUCAUAUAUAGGGUGGCAUGUAAUCGAUGCUUCAAAAAACAAUCCUGGAUUAAACUUGUGAAAAUAAUCUUGCGCCAAAUAUCAAUUAAUACCAUAGGUAGCGAGUUAAAAAUUUAAAGCCAUACCAUUCCAUUAUUCUUAAUUAUGAUAAAGUGUGGUUAAGUGAAAAUAGUACUCACAUUUCUUCGAUUAAUAGAUAUUUAAAACUAGAUUGCCAUAUCUUAUCCUCUGGAUUAAGUGGAAGUUUGAUGGAUGGAUCGAGUCUUUGCGUCAGUAACGUCGAUGAUGUAUUUCCUGUUAUUUACUAUUCUAUUCAAAAAAGUAUAAACUGUCUGCAGAUUUUGGAUCUGUUACCUAAUGAACAUAAAAAUUAAAUUAUGGAAAACCCUUGACAACCGAUAGAUGUAUAUUUCAGCUCCUCUGAACUUUAGGUAUCGUCAAAAAAUAUACAAACUGUAGAUGAGAGAUAAUACUUAAAAUUAAGUAAAUAUAACCUAUAAGAGACUUAUUAAAUAUAUAUUCUUUGCAAAUCUGUGAUCAUAUAUUUUCAAAAAAUAAUCGUACUCUAUUGUUUUUCGGUAAGAGUAUUUUACAAUAUGCUUAAAUUUGAUCCUUUUGGACUGAAAAAUAUAUUUCUACAUUAUAUACCUUAUAUUUAUUGUUGAAUUCGUCGAAAAGAUUUAGUACAUUUUAUAGGGCAGAUCACAGCUUUUUUAAACCCAUUUAAAAAACACGCUAAUUAUUUUCUAGUAUCAUUAGAUUUCCAGGGAGAUGGGAUUUGAUGUAACAUAACAAUCGAAAAUCUGUAAUUUCUGUGUUGAUGCAUUUGAAAUAUUUUUGGCAGGUAUAAAACAACUGUUUCAAUUUAUUGAAAAGUGGUUAUUUAAAAUAGAUAAACAAUGAUUAAGCAAUUUUACACGUUUGUGUUCGUGUCAUCAUAUGGACAAAACACAAUUUAUAAUAAAUAAACGCAGUUUAAAGAGGAAUGUCUAAUCUCAUUGUGAAUGUUUCACAUUUUGGUUGGUUGGUUUGGCAUGCGCUAAAGCAGUUUUCUAAAAGCUGAUUAUUGUUGAGAGAGAUCUGUCCAUUGUACGUGUAAGUGCUAAUAUCAUCACUCAAAAAUGUGUAUUACAUGGAAACAAGGCUAUCUGCAUGAAUUCAAAUUUAAUUGUGAAAUACACUUUGUAAUCUGUAUAAAUCGGAAGUUUCGUUGCAAUCGUGAUCCCUCAAUGGUGUAAUCAGAAUCCUUAAUUUUAAUAUUUCUGUUUAUGUAUAUAUUCUAGAAUGUUAAUGUUUGUAAUUAUAUAGGUAAUUAUUUAUUAGGAUGAUAAAAGCAUUAUAUUUUCUCAUAGUGAGAUAGCUUGUUCUUUUCUUUGAAAGAUAUUUAGUUAGGAACGAAUAUCGAGGAUUUCAGUGAGAAUAGAUCGAUUCUCUACAGUGAUGGUGAAGUGCCUGUUUUGGCUAGUUGUUAGUGAAUUUUAUGAUUCUGUAUCUUUGAAUAACCUUCUGUUGAGUUUUAGGUUUUUAAAGUUUUUUUAUAGUAACGUUUUGUUGUGUGGUAUUUUUCCCUGCUACAAUAAAAUGUUUUCGUGAUAAAAUUAGAGAUAUCCGAAAGUGUGAUGAUACUCAUGUCCAGAUAAGAAAUGUUGCAACAGUUGGUUAUUCAUCCUUUGAAGUGCUUUCCAAAAAGGUCCUCCUCCCACUUAUUUUUUAAACGGGUCACAUAUUUUAGCGUAAACGCGGCAGUUGAAAAUUUCGAGAUGACGAUUGGGCGCUAUCUUGAAAUAUAUUUUUUUCUGGAGUGGAGGGUCAAUUAAUACCUCAUUUUGAGUACUUUAUAUUAUAACUCGACCAGUCAUCAACAUAUUAUAUACAUACAUCCAUCCUCUUCUCUUGGAAAGAGCUGUCUUCGUAUGGAAUAAAAUGUGGCACGCCACUGACAUUUCUUAAGAUAAAAAAUGGAAAUGUUUUCAUAUCUACUUUAUUAUGAUGCAAAGAAACGGUUUUUAUCUUUUAAGUUCGAACCGUGCAUCGGAUUGAACAAAUCAAGCAUUCCUAUUUGCUUAGAAAUGAAUAAUGUUUAUUUCAAGAGAAAUCAGUGGCGUACUAUCUGUCAAAAUAGGUAGGUGAAAUUCCAUACGACUACCACAGGUGGAAAUUAUGAAAAAUGUAGUACAUUAAAAAAUGCCUCUUGAUACAAAGUGCAUGUAUGCCAAAUUUCACCAAAAUAUAUAAAAUUGAAUUUAGAGAUGAUAAUAAUAAUAAUUUAUUCUUAAAUCUUAAUCACCUUGUAUGUCAAAAGUUAAGAGGUUUAGGACAAACGAUGAUAUGAAGUUUCUUUUUUAAAAUGGACCCAAAAUCGCACUCCUAAAUAUUGACAUUCAUUUCGUAAACGCGCUGUUAAGUAUUCAUGGAACUUGAGCAGUUCAAAAAAUUAUUGGUGGGAGGACCUUUUUGAAAAGUCAUGCACAACAGAUUGAUUAGUUUUGUCUGUUCCAUAGCACUCAAGGAAAGCUCAAGUAUGUAAAAUAAUAGAAAGAAGACGGUCGGGCAGCUUUUAUUUUUAUUACUGUUUGAAAACAUUCCAUAUGCACGAAGUAGAAAUGGAAUGAUUAAAAAUAUUUGGCCUAAAUUGUUUGGUGGGUAAAACAGUUUUAAUUUUGUCUGAUUAUUUAACUGUUGAUGUUUCGAGAUUUUUAAUUGUUAAUAUAGCACAUAACAAAUUAUAGUUAAUAGUUACACUGAAGUAUUCUGUAUUGUACAAUAAAUACGUCAUAUUUUAAUGUGUUAAUAAAAUUCGUUUUGAAAUACGUUUUUCUGUUUUCUUUCUCAUAAUCAGAUAAAUACUUGUAAUAAGAGUAAGUUAGUUUGACCAGGAUAUAUAUUUUAAUGACGUUUAGCGUGGGAGG
Acanthoscelides obtectus is the source of this 4592-nucleotide messenger RNA. The record is from the annotation of a GenBank genome assembly. NCBI's taxonomy places the organism in Eukaryota, Metazoa, Arthropoda, Insecta, Coleoptera, Chrysomelidae.